GAUUUUGUUGUUGACUCUAAAGUCUGAUAAUUUCGUGUGGAAUCUAGGGGUGUUGCUGAAUGUCCCCUGCGCGCCGCUGAUGGGUAUUCAGACAGACUCUGCGGGUCAUUAUCUUUCCACAAACACCGCGAAAUGUAGUCCUGUGCAAAGGAUGGCUAUUUCCGUACAGUGGGGCUCUGUUUGAAAUUCCUCCCCCUCCGCCUUUGUUGUGCACAGCGAGGGGCGGGAAGACAAACAGGUCUACAUGUAUAAAGAGAUCACCCCAGGACUUUUUUGAGUCAGGAGGCAUCCGAGCAUCGUGCCGAAACUGUCUGGGAAACUUUGGGAUACCCACGCCGUUUGGACUUUGUCACUUUUUACUACUCAGCAUAACAUAAGGGAUAUCUUUUUUUUUUGUUUUCGUUCUUUCUCUAUGUUUGUUAAAGAAUUGAAGAGAAGUAUCAUGCAGAUGCCCCUUGCGCACCAUAUUUUGGCUGUGCAGCUCUUUCUGUUUGGAUACUGCGGAGACGUUUACGCGGGAGCAGUCCUGAUGAAUUCCAACGCGAUUAAAACCUUACCCGCUGCGGGGAAAGGUGCAGACACCGUCAGUCCAAGUCCGCGCACCUCACCGCCUGGUGGCAUGGGACACAAAUUACCCUCUGACACCUUGCAGCAGUCAGGUGCUUGCACAGAUGACGAAGACUGCGGAGGUGAUGAGUUCUGCAACGACGCCCGGGGUGUUUGUCUGCCGUGCCGUAAGUGCCGGAAGCGCUGUGUGAGGGACUCCAUGUGUUGCGCAGGAAACCGCUGCAUCAAUGGUGUUUGUCAGAUAAAUGACAUUCACAGCUCAGACUUAUCUGUCACCCCUGGCUGGAAUAAACACAACAACACCAUGGAGCAUCAAGGAAAGAGGACACCCACAGCCUCUGGCUUCCAACCGAACGCUGUCAAAGGCCAGGAGGGUGAUGCAUGUCUGAGAUCCACAGACUGCUCCGAGGGUCUGUGCUGUGCCAGGCACUUCUGGUCCCGCAUCUGCAAGCCUGUGCUGACAGAGGGCCAGGUGUGCACACGCCACCGCAGGAAAGGCAAUCAUGGCUUGGAGCUGUUCCAGCGCUGCGACUGCGGCGAGGGCCUAGUGUGCCGGGCAGAGAAAGGAGAGCGGGACCACGGAGUCAGCCGAGACCACGGAGUCAGCCGAGACCACGGAGUCAGCCGAGACCACGGUGUCAGCCGAGACCACGGUGUCAGCAGGACUGCAGCCCGGAACUUACACACCUGUCAGAGACGCUGACACAACCGCACAGGCGCAUAGACCCAGAGGGGCAUAAAAAACUCACACACAACGACACACAUCGAUAAAUCAGUGCAGACUCUGCAGACACUGACAAAUCCUCCACUUCCAAUCUUGUGUUUACCAAAAGAUGCUGACACACACACUCAUAUGCACACACACACACGCACAAGACACCCUCCACCUGAGACAUUCUUUCCUGCUAAAUUUGCUGACACCAACACAUCACCCGGAAGGAUGGACAUGAAUCUUGGAAAAACGAGACACCCGCAGGGACACAAAAUUGUGAGACCAGCGUCUCCGGUUCCCCGUCAACAGGUGAAGAAUCUGAAAUCAGGAAGUGACAUUCCAGAAGGAUUUGGGGAAUCGAUUCGUGUCGUCAGUGGCAGAGCUGCUUUUGUUUCUCUUUUAUGGAACUUUGAGCCACUGUUAUUGCAGUAAAUUACUGUAGUGUAAAUAAUAUCCUGUAGGUGGCACUUAUUUGUCCCACUGAAUUUUAAGUCAACACCAGUAUUAUAAAAAACAUGGUGCUGCAUGUUUUGUAAAUAUGUGAUAUAUAAAUAUAUUAAAAUAUAUUGUUUUAU
Molecule: messenger RNA, 1854 nt
Organism: Poecilia latipinna (sailfin molly)
Lineage: Eukaryota; Metazoa; Chordata; Actinopteri; Cyprinodontiformes; Poeciliidae
Product: dickkopf-related protein 1
Exons: 4
Coding region: 413-1270 (285 amino acids)
Biological process (GO): multicellular organism development; negative regulation of canonical Wnt signaling pathway
Cellular component (GO): extracellular region
Molecular function (GO): receptor antagonist activity; co-receptor binding
Source: RefSeq, a predicted model, not a curated record